AUAAAGCAUGUUUCAAAUGAAAACAUUGAAAUUGCAAACCGGUUGUAGAUUUUAAUUUUUCCUCUACAUAAGUGCUUUUAUAUAUUAAUAUAAAUUUAAAAAAAAAAUGUUUACGACAAAUUUAAGAAGUAUUUUGAAAGUAUGUUCUCGCUUCUCCACCCAUACUUCACUAGGCGUUUCCAGGAUUUCACCUCUUAUUAAUAGAAAUGCAUGUCUUGUCCGAACCUUUUGUGACAAACCAUCACAUAUUGUUCAGAUGCGUGGCUUAGAAUAUGAAACAAAGGAAAAAGAUAUCAUAGAGUUCUUUAAACCAUUGGGUAUAACUCCUAAAUCUGUACAUUUAAAAUGUGAUGGCUCUGGUCGUGUUUCUGGACUUUGUGAAGUUACUUUUGCUACACAUGCUGAGGCUGUUGUUGCAAUGCGAAAGAAAAAUGCAUUCAUGGGUAAUAGAUUUAUACGAUUAACAUUGAAAUCUUUUGACAUUGAGGGGGAAAAACAAAAAUCAGGUAGCAUAGAUGAUAAUCAACCAUCUCAAAAUGUAAUUAAUGAUUUGAACAUUGCAUCAAAUGUUCAAGCAACAUAUCCACUUGGUCAUACAGUUAAAAUGAAAAAUGCACCUCGAAGAAUUACUGACCUAGCUAUUUAUGAGUUUUUUUGGCCAGUUGGUAGCUUUCCUGUAUCAGUAAAAGCACUUUAUAAUGAAAGUGGAAUUAGAACAGGAGAGUUUGAAGUGCAAUUUUUGUCACACAAUGAUGCUGUCAGAGCAAUGACAAAAAAUAAUACUUAUUUAAGAAAUAACUUCGUUGAACUUUCUCUGCAGAAGUGAAAAAUGGAGAUAAAAAUGUAAUUAUGUGUAUAUGAAGAGGAAACCAUUGGUGCAUAUGAUUUAUUUUACAUAUGAAUGUACAUUAUGUUGUCAUUUGAUAUAGAAGCAAUACAUUGACAUAAAAUAAACAUCACAUUAUUCAA
Argiope bruennichi is the source of this 969-nucleotide messenger RNA. Its product is annotated as RNA-binding protein sym-2-like. Bases 107 to 826 code for a protein of 239 amino acids. Gene Ontology annotation, cellular component: ribonucleoprotein complex. Gene Ontology annotation, molecular function: RNA binding. The transcript has 8 exons. The record is from RefSeq and is a predicted model, not a curated record. NCBI's taxonomy places the organism in Eukaryota, Metazoa, Arthropoda, Arachnida, Araneae, Araneidae.